AUGUUCAUGAUGUAAAAUUUAAAACUAUUCGGUGCACUCGGUUUGGAGAAAAGUUUCAUGAACGAUUUACUCCUCGGAUGCCACUUUCACAUCCCCUUAAACACGCGUCCUCCGCUAGUGACGACUCGCGUUACGUUGCGAACCGCGUUUUUUAAACCGAGUACAAGCAACUCCCGUCUAAGUCGACUCUCGUUGUAAUUGUGUAAAGAAAAAAAAAAAGUGGUACAGCUUGUCGCUAGGAGAUAUUUUUACCGUCUUAAGGAGAGGCGUUUACGGAGGCAUUUAAACGAAUUAAACGGAAAAAAACGGUUAAUUGUAUUUAACUCUCUCGAUACUCUCAGCUUGUGAAAUUUAAACUAAAGCAGGACCCCUCUGCCGAUUUCCAAAUAAUGAAAGAGUAUAUCGUCGAUGUUCACCGACCGAAACAUUUCCGAGGAAACGUCGAGAAAGAAAUGUAUCGCGGGUUUUGUUGUUCAAGAUUUCACGCUUUGUUGUCAGGAAGCGUUAAUCAUUAACAGCAAAAACAACGAUAAUUUUCUGGACAACCUGAUAAUAUCCCCGUAUCUUGAUAUCGUUUAAACCGGUAAGUCCAUUUACUUUUACGAAGUUAUCCUGAAUUUACGUUUGGUCUCUUUUUUUUUUUUUUAAAAAAAGACGCGGAAGAGUUUUAGACAAAUUCAUGAGUCUCGACUUUUCGCUGCGUCUCUUUACUCCAAACAAGUAUAACUUAUAAAAAUUGGAUGACUUGAUCGGGAAUUAAAAUAAAUUAUAAUAACAUGAAUUCAUAACUUCGCAAAUCGAAUUUGUUGGACCUGGUGGCCGAAACGAUACAAAGAUACAAAAAUGUGUCGGAAAAUAUUGGAGUUAAUAUCGACGUCUCGUGCGAUCCGUUUAUUGUAAGUGUGCAGGAUAUGCGCGGAACGUGUCGCCUUUAUUUUGAUUAUCGUAUUGGUAAAAGAUCGAUGCAUUUAUAAAGUUAGUCAUUACACUCGUAAUUACUGAUAGUGGCCACGAUACGAAUUCGUGGGGAACGCGGAGCGUUUUCGAAACCCCGGAAGCGCCCUCAAAAAGGGAGAAUGAGAGAGAGAGAGAGAGCCGGUACGUUGCCAGGUUUUAUAUUCUAUAAAAAUUUAAACACUAGGUACCCUUGGAACCUCUAGUAUAAGGAGUAACUUAAUUUCACACUUCGAGACUCUUUCGUGCUCCCAGAGGCCCCUCGGAUUAGCGCGACCGAGUAGCAAAGGGCCUCCUCGCUGCACAGGAACCGUGUGUCUACGGAAUACGUAUUUCUAGAGAUUCUGGUAUGUGCUCUCGUGGCGGAGUUCCGUAAAUCUGGAAAGUAUGUAUAUGUACAUUAUAUUAUGUGAAACAGGAUGUCUUAUAAAUAAAUAGCUAUUACGACGCAGCUUCGAUUACCGUGUCAAGGGACGCCCGCGGACUAACGUGGCCGAUGUCCCACUUCGGGCUACUAUAACUGGAUCAACGCUGGAUUUACGCGUUAAACAACUGGACCGAGUUAAGAUCCACCUCGGUGAAAAUAAGGGACUAAAAAUCGACGAUUACCCGUGAGUGGAAAAAAUACCCGCGGAUACGUACUCUUACCGUUUACGAGUCAUUUAAAAAUCGUCGUCCAUGAUAGUCCGAUAUUUUCUCAUAAAAUCAACGCAGUGGUCAUCGACAAUUUUCCUGUAAUAUUUCGCCAUUAUAUAGUCAAGUACACCUCGUACAACCUGUUCUUAAGUCAUAAAAAUCAGGUCCAAAUCAAAUGCAUUAAUUACUCGAACCUCAUUCACGUAUGAAUUAAUGUAGGAAGCACUUACCGGAAACACCCUCUAUCGAUCGACACGUAUGUGCAUGAAUUUAGCGCGAAGCUCUACCGACUUCCUCGAUCGGUGAAUUCCAAUUAAUCGUUGCAUCGAAUUGCAAAAUUAAUUUUCACUGUCUAAAGAUCGCGAUCGAAUAAUAUAGCCUUCGGACACGAGGAUUGAUCGAAACUCAUUCACCCAGGUAUCAUUUAUUCGGGAGGCGCAGCCGGAAACAUCCUCCAUCGAUCGAUAAAGAUAUUAAAGUAAUUGGGGCCGGAAAGCCAGACAGAUGGACCAUCCUGUCCAUACAUAUAGCGAUCCCAGGAAACUAGGUUGCAUCGCGCUUGCAUCAAUCGUAACGGGCGGCUGUGAUUGGUCGAGCCGGCGAGCCCCCACCCCGCCAGCCAAUGGCAAGCCGUAUUGAUUAAUCCUUCGCGAUCGAGGGGAAUGCCGGGGGACGCCGGACGCCCCCGCCGCCGCAAGCGCUCGGACUCCCCGGCAGAUGGCGCAUCGGUCGCCGCACCCCUCUGCUGAACUGUCAAAUCGUGAAAGGUUGUUUGUAUACGAAAUUUUUAUCGGUGCUCAGUGCUUUACCGGUCGUUCCUGUUGGAUUAAUAUCGCCAGGAUGAAUCGUACCAUGGACGAGAAGGAAGAACUGGUGAAAAAGUCACUGUUUAGCUUUGUGAGAAAACAAGUUCCAACUGCACAAUUAAGCUUAAUAGAUGACAUCGUUCUUAGCUACGUAGUAAGCAUGGUCGAAGAGAGUGCCAUGGAGGAAGAACUAGAUGUCGAUGGAUUAUGCGAAAUGGUAUCCGCCUGCCUUCCUGAAUUCUCUACUAUUGAAAAGGAUGCGGUGUCGAAGUGGUUGCUCGACAUAGAAAGCAAACUACGUCAAGGGAGUAAAGAAAGUGAAAACGGUCAGCCCCAUGACCCAUUGAGUCACAUAAGUUUAACGGCGCUGUUACCACCCGAUGCCCAGAGGAUACGGGUACACCAUCUCUCAGAAACGAGUGAUGCUGGAAGUGAUUCUAGUGGAGAAUACUUUUCAGAGCAGCAGGAAUCAUCCUGGCAUCAGGUAGCUCUUCUCCAAGAAAUGUUUCCUGGAGCAAGCCCAGCCGAAGCACGACAUUGCCUGGCAGUCGCCGGAGGAGAUAUCGCCGAAGCAGCUCAGCUCGCACUUCACAGGCAGGAAGCUGGGCAAAGUCUCGUCAGCAAUCUCACGUUCCUUACACCCAGUGGUCGUAACAAAGCAAGAGUCAACGACGAAGAGCUGAAGUCACGCAUAAUAGCUCGAUAUAGUUACGUGGACAGGGAUGACGACUCUCGAGAACACCGACCUGUUGCGCCGAAAACGGAACCGAAGAAAUUGGUUCGCUAUCUAGACAACAAGAUCGUGAGUGUAAAAGGCGAACGAUACACGGAAGUUCGAAGGGGCGGUGAAGAAGAGGACGGAAACGAGGGAGGGAGGAAGAGAGGACACUGUCGUCCGUAACCAGUCCCUCCGCCUCCACCCCCUGAUCCACCCCCUUGGAGGCAUCUGAUUUCAAGUUAGAGAGGUUAACUUAGAUUUCUUCCUUCUCGAUUGAAUUUACUCCAGAAAGUAGUGGACAUCGGAGCACGCAUUUAAACAGCCUCUCUCGCUUCGUUGCUUUAAGCGUAGGCCUCACUUCCAGGAAACCCUUUGUCUAGUGAUUUAGAAUGUUACUUUUUGUGAUACAAACCCACAAAGAAAGGUUAAUUUAAAUCGAACCAACACCUUCGUAGCGAAGGGUGGUCCUUUCGAUGGUACUCGAAAUGUCUGCACAUGUCCCGUGUCCAUUACUUGAUGCGUAAGUAAAUGGGGUAACAUCCUUUCGAUCGAGCAUGCCAAUGGCCACAAUGCAUAUGUUUUAUAUGCAAGCAAUGGGUACAAUACGCAGAGUCAGUGGGAAUGAUUUUCAAUCGAAGAGCUGACGUGUGAUGAGGACAGUGAUUUUGUGGGACCGCUAGAAGACUCGCAGCUGCGAAUAUGCACUGUAUGCGAUCUCUUCGGAGCUGCGGAGAGGUGGGAUCCUUAGGAUUUUAAAAUCCUUCAACUUUCAUGACAAUUAUUAAGAAUAAUAUAGUCUGAGGUGAUGUCGCGGAUUACCGACUAUUAUUGGCAGCAUCGCUCCGUCGACGAUAAGCAUUUUUUUUUUUAUCUAGCUAGCUACGAUUGAUUCGGAAUUUAGAGCUGCACAUUUUUCUUAUAUAACUAUAAGGUGUACAAGUGCAUGUAAGUAAGCUGGCUAUUGUAAACUCGUCGGAUUCUACUCGUUUAUAGCAGACUUAAAAGUGUCGGUUUCAUUCACCGUAGUCGGUUCAGUUGGCUUCUUUGCCAUUGCUUAUGGCACUUCCUAAUUUAAUUUAAGAACAUAUGAAUGAUCGCGUUCACUCGACGUUGUGGCACUGUCCUUCCUAUUUUUUUUUUUUUUUCCCUUUGGUCAAAGUGCGAAUUUCACCGAAAACGUUAACUGCAGCCUGUGAGAACUGAAAAUAUACAGGCUCAUGUUUUCGCGUAAGUCGUAGAAUUUCAUUACCGCUGGUUUUUUCAGUACGAAAAUAGAAAUUAUCUCGAUCGCCUAUAAGACUUGAAUUUAAAAACGCAACACGCACCAAGUGCGUGGCGGGUAAAAAAGUGAAUUUUAAUUUUAAUCGUGUGAAUCGGGUGAAUCAUGUAUUAUGCAGUGAUUAUUAGAUUAAUUCGAGGAUUAAUUACUCUAAUUGUCGUACUUCCAUUUAUGGAUUAAUUUGAUCUACGAUAAAAAGAUUUUUUUACUUUAUGUGUAAUCUUACGAAACAUUGGCAUUACGAGCUGUUAAAGAAACGUGCAAACACUGAUGGUUUAUAUACAAACAGUCGCUAUUUUUCUCGCUUUUCUUGGUAGAUCUUUUAAUGGAAAGUAUCUUGGAUCAAUUUUGAAUAACGAUAACCGAUUAAAUCCGUGACACGUGGAAGAAAUCGAGGAUUUAAUAAUUUUACAGCCAGUUCUAAGCCUCGAUGUCGAGGAAAUCGCAGAUUGCUAAUUUUUUGUGCGUACAGUGCUUUUUGGGUACGAAAUUACCGGUACAUAGUUAUUGAGUAACAAAGUAUAGUGUAUGUAUGUACACAUUAGUUAGGCAACAAAUUACGUAUCGUAAUAUUUAGGCGGAACGAAAUUUGCUUACCACGCCAUAUGAUUUACCAGUAUUACUACCGUUAUCGCUAUUAAUUAUUACAGACUUUAAAGUAAGGAUAAAUUUACGAUCACUAUAUCGUGUAAAACGUAAUAGACGGUAGCCAAUUGACACUCAUUUGAAUAGGAUACGGUUAAACUAAGAGUCACGAUAAAGUUAUAAACUAACGUCACCAUACUACGCUGAUACAGAAAACUACAACUUUAUCUGAUACAUUGACUGAAACAUAUAGAUGAAUUUAUUUUUUUUUAUUUUUUUUUUCACUAUCGACAUCCCGGUGAAGCACUUUCUUCUUUUUUAUCCCUUUUUUUUUCUCACAAAUAUUUCAUUAGAUUAAGGUAUGCCAUGCAUCACGGUAGGAAAUGAAUUUCGAAAUGGAGAAUCUUAAAGUCAAGUAACGAAAGUAACAUUCUGAGAAACAAGUACGAGGGAAAUAAGAAGAGAAUACUUUUGUAUCUGACAAGAAUUGUUUCCCUGCAUUUUUUAAAAAGACUUUUAAAACUUAUUAGAACAGACUUAACUUGUCGCAUUACUGACAAUGGAUAAAAUGAAUUAACGAGGUCAAUACCUUUGUCGAUACUUUCAUGCUGUGUCUAUAAUUUUGCUGUGACAGUUGAAUUUCAAUUCCUAGGUGAAUGUUUUUAGUUAGAUCUAAAUGUCAAUUAUGCAUUAUCAAGCUUUCGUUAUCAUCUCCAUAAAUACGUUUCGAAGAUAUUUUACCAACCCAUAUUUUACCCUUCCAUAAGAAAUUUGAAGUUAUCGGGUGGGAAAAUAUUAAACGUUAAUCAUAAACAUGUAAUUUGGUACAGUGCUUUUUGAUAUGUAUUUCAAAUGCCAUUCUGAGUGAGUAGAUUUAUUUUGAUAGAUUUAUCACAAAUUGUUAUUUGUUGAUGAACGAUGUCUUAAGAGGGACUUUUUACGAUAUACGAUCUUUACAUGUUUACGAUAAGCAUUUAAUAUAUUUUAUUUGUACCACUUAGCGAUUAUUAAACAUGCUGCAAUGGAACACAUUAGUCUUUAUAAUGUAUGUCUUGCGAAAUCUCAUUUUCUGAGAUUUUAUGUAGUUCACAGUGAUAUAUCGAUAGUUUUAUUACGUGAGCCAGUGGGCCGGCCCUUGCCAUAGUUAACAAAUUAUUAACUGUAUAAAAAUAAGGAGUGUGAAUAUUAUGCAGAUAUUCCACUGAACUAUAUUCGCAGUAAACUGGAGAUAUAUUCGAUCGUUUGUAACAAAUUCUGGUAAAGAUACGUUUUGACAGUGAAUGAUCUGCUGAUUAAUCUUUUUUUUUUUUAAGUGUACAAGUUCCUCGAUGUGUGAUAUGUUUUUCACGUUUGUUUUACUUAUGAUAUGUACUAUUGAUAAAAGCAUGCAUCACGUGUUAAAAAAUUAUAAAGAAGGGUUGCAGAAUUCAAUUUUUUUUUUUUAAGUCAUUUGUUCAUUUUUAAUGCACUCUCUCUCCGUGUCAUUGAUUAUGUUUAUACAAAUAUUGACAAUGUCGUUGAAUCGACAAACGUGCAAUAUUUCUUUGUCUUUUCUUUUUUUUUUUUUAAAUGGAAAAUAGAAUAUAUACAAUUCUGUGUAAAAUCAUGUUUAUUCCAUUUCAUUGAGAAAAACAGAAACACCGAAUACUACAGUUUGCAGCGAAGAUUAUUAAAUUCCACGCUGUUAGUUACUGCGUGUAAUUCAUGUGGUGAUUUAUUGUAUUUAAUUAAGUCACAGAUACCAUAAGUCAUAGUCGUUAGUCAACAUUGUUAUCCUAGCGGUAGUUAUUACAUACUCGUACAUUUAAAGUCUUGUCGAUUGCUAGACAUGUAAUUUUCAUUUAAAUUAUUACAAAGAAACAAAUCGUAUUAUCAUUUCGCCCCAUACUGUUCAGUCGUUCUUUUAAUUUCACAAACUUGACGAGUGCACAUCGGACAGAUAUUCAAUCAUAACACAUCUUUAUGGGAAAAGUACUAAUUUGGCUAAUAAUAAAAGAACCGUCAAGUAUGUAUCUAAAGUUCGGAGUGUUCCGUGAUAUUUCAAAUUAUCGAAAUUAUUAAUCCAAAUACGUUCAAGCGAUCGUUGUAUAAAAUAUUUGUUCCGCUACCUUGUAAGCUUUAACAAGUACAUUAUCCGGUGAAUUAAUCUUAUUUAGAUUUAGAUCACUUAUUGUUAAACGUUUGUUCACGUGGCGUUCCUCACUUUGAUAUUCAUAUGUACCGUUACUGCAUUUUUCUUCACUGACUUAACUUAUAAUCAUGUUAAACUGUCACUCUUCCUUUUCUACGCAAUUAUACUCACGGCAAUUUAUUAUAAACUGAUAGAACGUUAAACUGUGUUCACGAGCAGAGCAUGAGAUAGUAAUUGCAAUUUCGUUCGUUUAUUCACGAUAACUUCCAAUAAAGUGUACAGAUUAGGAUGCACCACCUCGAUGCGUAGAAUAAGAACUGAAUGCAAAUUGUAUAAUAAGGAAGAACUGUUUAAAACUCUGCAAACCUCUGUUGGCUAAGUUCCGUGCGUGUUAAACUUCGGCGAGGGUAUUGUAAAAAGCUUGUAAAAAGCAACGCUGCCUCUUGAAUAUCGCUUAGAGUUCAUAUUUUGCAGCCACUCGAGAAGCCUCUCAUUGGCGUAUCAUUUUGUGCAUUGUAACUAACCUCUAAUUUACAAAGGACAACACGUGGAAAAAAAAUUGUCCUCAUUUGUAUUACAUGGUUCCGAUGGAACUAUGUUUAGUGCCACAUUAAGAUCGACAAUUGUUGAAAAUCACAGUGCAAAGGGUGUUUUUUUACGUAGCAAACACUGGCUGUUGAUAAUCCAUCGUUGAUUUGUUACCUUGUCUUCACAUUCUGCGAUUACGUCAUGACGUUAAUAUCUUCAAAAGCUCGAUUGCAUUUAUUAACACUAUGCAUAGUUUCUUCGAUAUCUAUCUUACGUCCAAGUAGUCGACAGUAGAUGUUAGUUUAUUUGGUGAUUAUUAAUCAGCACUGCCUUGUAAAGGUGAAAUUAUUUGCUUAAACCUUUUAAAGCGUGUGUGACAUUUGAAGAAUUGUAUGUAAGGAUUCUUCUAAUCUAAGUAGCAAUGUGAAGUCCUCGGAAACUGAUACUUCUGAGUGAUACAGGCUUAUUUAUCCUUCUCUGACUGGCUACGUCAAUUUUACUUGGCACGCAGCCUCUGAUUAUUUAUAUUGAGCUUUUUUUUACAUAUAUGUAUUUUUAUUUAUAGAGCACUCGUAAUGUCGGAAGCUCGUUAAGAACGUUUGCAGCACUGAAAGGUAAAGCUGUACAGGAACAGCGAGGAUUUUUACGAGUUCAGUUUUUCCAUUGUCGCGUAGUUGUUGGUAAUUAAUCGUAAAUUACCACUAGUAUCUUAAGAGAUGUGACCUUAAGAACAGCGUCUCGUUAUAUUUUUAUUUCUCCUCAGUCGGAACCAACGCUUCCGAGUUUCGAUGAAUGUAGCGUUAAAUAAAUCGAUGAAAACCGUC
Messenger RNA from Orussus abietinus, 8461 nucleotides. RefSeq names its product CUE domain-containing protein 2. NCBI's taxonomy places the organism in Eukaryota, Metazoa, Arthropoda, Insecta, Hymenoptera, Orussidae. The record is from RefSeq and is a predicted model, not a curated record. The transcript is spliced from 5 exons. The coding region runs from base 2308 to 3297 and encodes 329 amino acids.